This is a messenger RNA of Eufriesea mexicana, 2064 nucleotides long. It is a transcript of the gene CalpC, whose product is annotated as calpain C. The transcript is spliced from 15 exons. Gene Ontology annotation, molecular function: calcium-dependent cysteine-type endopeptidase activity. Gene Ontology annotation, biological process: proteolysis. The record is from RefSeq and is a predicted model, not a curated record. Gene Ontology annotation, cellular component: cytoplasm. The coding region runs from base 11 to 2011 and encodes 666 amino acids. NCBI's taxonomy places the organism in Eukaryota, Metazoa, Arthropoda, Insecta, Hymenoptera, Apidae.
ACAGGACGUAAUGAGCGAGUACGAACGAAUCAAGCGUUCGUGCUUGAAACGAGGUGAAUUAUGGGAAGACCCAGAAUUUCCAGCGACACAAACGUCGGUCUUCUACCAUCAAACACCUCCGUUUCAAUUUCAAUGGAAGAGACCAAAGGAAUUAUGCAACCGUCCGAUAUUCGUCAGCGACACACCAGGCCAGUUCGACGUAAUCCUAGGAAAAAUGGGUGACAAGUGGCUGAUUUCCUGCCUGGGCGUGCUUCACCUGAGCAAAGGGCUGUUCUACAGGGUGGUACCUGCGGAUCAAGGAUUCGGGAACUGCGGAGAACCACCCGGGUCACCGACAGCUGAGUACGCCGGGGUCUUCAGGUUCCGGUUGUGGUGGUGCGGAGCAUGGGUCGAAGUUCUCGUCGACGACAGGCUACCAGCGAUUCACGGACGGCUGGCUUUCAUGCAAAGUCGUCACAGUGAUCAAUUCUGGCCGGCUCUUCUGGAGAAAGCGUACGCCAAACUGCAUGGCUCCUACGAGGCACUCAAGUAUGGAACUCUUUUGGACGGUCUGUCUGAUCUUACCGGAGGUAUCACAGAGAGCAUCGCGAUACGCCAGGACCCUACAGCUUGUGGUCGGGUCCUCGCGAAACUCCUCGAUAUGACGUCCCUCAUCACUUGCACUGUAAAUAACAAUCAACAGCAAAUUCGUUCAAGUACUGAGAAGCUUGCCAAUGGUAUUCAAAUGGGGAUCAACUACAGGCUGUACGCUAUCGAGAGGGUGGAAACAUUCAACGGCGAAGCAGUUCAGUUAGUAAAAUUAAGAAAUCCUCUUGGACCUGGUAGGGAGUAUGUCGGCGCUUGGGCGAGAGGUGGCCUUGAAUGGGAUGAAGUACCACCGAUGGAAAGGGAUCGUUUAGCGGUCAGAAACAUGGCCGAGGGGGAAUUCUGGAUAUCGUAUUCGGAUUUCGUGAAGACGUUCACUCAUUUAGAAGUCGUACAUCUUGAUGCUGAAACGUCGAGGGAUGAGCCAUCGUUGCAUAGCAAACAUACCUGGCAAAUGAAACUCUAUCAAGGUAGCUGGAGGAGGGGUGUAACCGCGGGAGGAUGUCGAAACAAUGAAGAAACUUUCCAUAUUAAUCCACAAUUACACUUGAUUCUAAGUGAAAUGGAGGAAGUAAUUGUUUCUUUGUAUCAACAUUCUAUCAUGGAGAUAAAGGUCAUAGGCUUUACAGCUUACACCGUGCCAAAGAACAGCACAGAGUCGAUAAACAAACAGUUUUUCAAAAAGAACAAAUCUCUGGUAAAUUCGCAGUAUACGAACAGUCGCCAAGUGAGCCACAGAUGUCAAUUAGAUCAGGGUGGUUACUUGUUAGUACCUACUACCUUUGAACCUACCCAAGAAACGAGUUUUACGUUGCGAGUUUAUAGUAGUAAACCUCUAAAACUCAAACUUCUCGAUACACCGCCAUCACUAGUGAAGUCGGCUAUUAUCAAAGCACCACCCCUCGAAGGCAAAGGUUUCUCGCAAUAUGAAGCUGUCUUUUUGCAACUUGCCGACGAACACAGGACAGUAAAUGCUUUUGAAUUGCAAGAACUUCUAGAGGCUUGUUUACCGAACGAUUAUAUAAAAAGUUGUGCCUGUAUGGAAGUAUGUCGACAAGUAGUUCUUACGAUGGAUAGUUCCGGAAGCGGUCGAUUAAAGUUUAAUGAUUUUAAGGAUCUCAUGUGUAGUUUAAAAUACUGGCAAGCUGCGUUCAAGAAUCACACGAAGGAAAAGACCGGUAUACUUAAAGCGGAACGAUUACGAGACGCGUUACUAGAAGUGGGGUUCCAAUUAAAUACGGAUGUACUUUCAAUUUUAAUUCUUCGAUACAUGAGAAAGGAUGGAACACUCAGAUUUGGCGAUUUCGUUUCGGCAAUAUUGCACUUAAGUGAUGCAUUUGGAAUAUUCGAAAGUAAAGAUCCUUUGCAAAAUGGAACCAUAAAGUUAAGCUUAACCGAGUGGCUCAGAUCAUCUCUAAUGUGCUGAAUUCAUUACUUAACGUAAUGUGUGUACCUUAAAAUAUUUGUAAAUAAUGUUUU